AGUUCUAUGCACUUCAUUUCAGAAUCUUAUUUCUUAAUCCUAUAAAUACUUUCAUAUAUAUUGUCAUAGAAUAUAGUUUCAUCUAUUCACCUUAACACUAAACAUCAAAAUCUCAUUUUCAAAACGUUAAAUUCUCAGAGGACAAGACUUGAUAUGGCUACUGGAAUUAUGGAGGUCAUGCUAGUGAACGCAAAGGGUCUUGGAGACACCGAUUUUAUUGGUGACAUGGAUCCUUAUGUGCUGAUUCAAUACAAAGGCCAAGAACGAAAGAGCACCGUAGCCCGAGGACAAGGUAGCAGCCCAUCAUGGAAUGAAAAAUUCAGCUUCAGAGCAGAUUAUCCAGGUUCUGGAGAUAACUUCAAGAUCACCUUCAAAAUCCUAGACAAGGACACAUUUUCCACUGAUGAUUUCAUAGGCCAAACUACGAUCUAUGUUAAGGAUUUAUUAGCAUUUGGAGCUGAGAAAGGAACUGCUCAACUACAUGCUAGCAAAUACCGAGUGGUCGACGCUAACCAAAAAUAUCGUGGAGAGAUUCAAGUUGGUGUAACUUUUACUCUCAAGGAAGAACGUGACAAUGGAGAGAGGUACGGAGGAUGGAAAGAAAGCAAUUUUUAGAUUCCCUUAAAUUAUUACCUUAUAGAUAUAUAUUCAAAACUUCAUUAAUUUGAGUUUAUUUUCUUCUGUAUUAUUCUUUUAUUUAUUUGUGAAUUUGUCUUAUUAGGUUCUCUUUGUAAUUAGUUUCAAGAAAUGAUCCUUCUAAUUGUAAUGACAUAGAUUUCGUUAUCA
Cannabis sativa is the source of this 786-nucleotide messenger RNA. Its product is annotated as 16 kDa phloem protein 1. The record is from RefSeq and is a predicted model, not a curated record. The transcript has 5 exons. NCBI's taxonomy places the organism in Eukaryota, Viridiplantae, Streptophyta, Magnoliopsida, Rosales, Cannabaceae. Bases 154 to 615 code for a protein of 153 amino acids.